AUGAGUCACAUAGAUAACAACCACAACACCGCCAAUCACGUCCAAUUGUCACCAAUAUACAACUAUAUGCAACAGCAAGAACAACAACACCACCCUUUGAGACACCAACAAAACAAUACUAUCAACCUCACUGCAGAUAGCAACCACGCCCACACAACCAACGAUAUCCCCGCUUCAAGGAGUCACGUACUGGAAAAUAACCACAACCACAACAGUAACAACAGCAAUAACAGCAAUAACCAUACAACUGACAACCACAACGGUUCAAAAUCGCAAGUCCACCACGAAGUGAAUAUGCCCCAGAAGUUACCACUCCCACUACUCCCUCAAAAACCAUCUGUUCUGCUGACACAAACAAUGUCCCCACCUUUUGACGCUAGUUCCCCACCACAACACGAAAAAGUGGAAAGCUUAUCAACCACGCAAAAGAAGUUUCUUUUGUCGACAUCAUCGCCAGAGGGUAUACAAGUGGCAUCCAAGAUAACCCCUACUAGAUUAGCCAACUUGUUGAUUAGAAAAGGUCCAUUGCCUAUACGUCAUAUAACUGCUCAAUUAACUAUAGAAGUACCAUCAUUUGAGUUGUUGAGUUUAAGUAAACAAAGGCGGUUGAUUAUGGCAGCUAUGGAACAAGUGGAUUCUACUAAUAACGUUGUGUUUGAAAAGAUUGGUUGGGGUCAAUGGGCAGUAAGGAAAGUUGAUAGCGAUUACAUUGUUACUGAAGGAACAGAACAACAAGAACAAAAACAGCAACAACAAGCACAGCAGCAAUCACAACAGCAAUCACAUGAGCAGCAUCUUGGAGGCACGCCUCAAUCUGUCCUGCCUGAAGGUCGUGACGGAUCUAGUGGUAAAAAGCCAGGCAAACAAAUUACAUCACUGUCGAUAGAGUUGGAAAAGAAGAUGAUCAACAUCAACGAUUUGCGAAACCAAACCAAUUUGAAACUUGGAUGGUCAAAGAAAAAGAAAGAUGGUGGUGGUACAAUAGAGAAGAAUGGCACCAGAAGAGAGUCGAUUACAAAUCCUGUCAAGAACUUGCACAAUAUAAGAUUACCUAAUGAAAGUAUUGACAAUGCAAUUGCGUCCGAUAGUGAAGAUGACGAUGAAGAAGAGGAUCGAUUUAAUGAACUUGAAGAGGAUGAAGUAGAUUUUGAUGAAGAUGACGAAGACGAUGAUGAUGACAUAUCAGGACUUGAUGAGAGGCUAAUACGAAAUGGAAGACGUACAUUACAUGAACACAUUGAUGAAGACGAACCUUCAAAUAGUUCUGAUCAAGAUGCCAUACUUGAUGAAGAUGAAGAUGAAGAGAUGUUUGCAUUUGAUGAAACGCCAAUCAAUCGCACCACGGCCAUACGUCACAAACUGAAGGCAAAGAAACUGUCACCACCUUUGAAAUUUGCCAAUAGAGUUCCAUCAAAGAUCAGUCCACCGCCUAUUUCAUCUGCUGCAUCGUCGUAUGAUUCCAAAGCUGCUGCUAGAAGAAGAAAAUCAAGUUCAUCGGCGCCCAGUUCAGUUACCAAACCAUCCACUCUAAGACAUUAUCAUGCUACUACUCACCAUCCACACCAUACACACCUUCUAAACAACCCUACAUUCAUCAAUCGAUCAAGAUUAAAUUCAAUUGAGAAUUUGGAUAAUUAUAUAGCGUCUACUUCAUCAGGACGCAACUCAACUGUUUCGAUUAGUCUGCCACCACCAGCAAUUGCAUUUAGUUAUAGUUCAGCUGGAUUGGGAGGAGGAGUAGGCAGUGGUGAUGCUAUUGAUGUACGCAGUGCCGUAUUUGGUGCAUCUCCUGUGUCUGCAAGUAAUGCUUCACCAGUUGGAUCAUGGGGUUCUAGUACGGGCAAUCGUCAUUAUGUUAUUCAUAACGAAGAAGCAGCCAAAGCCAACAAGGGUCGACGUAAAUCAUCAUUUAAUGAAUCACACGAACGGUCAACAUUGAAUAGUAUACGACAACAAUUGCAACUGCUGCUGCAACAGUCAAAGACUCUGCCUCAACUGAGUACUACUUUACAACAACAGCAGAGCCACCAAAGAAGUAGUAGUAUUUCGAGUGAUACUGAUGAAGAGGAUUGGCAAUCUAUAGGACCAGAAUUUUUACGUCAAAAGAGACCCAAUAGUGAAGCACUACCUAGUGAAGAAAGGAAACCAGUUGAACUGGGGCUUGUUGAUGUUAAUGGAGCCAACUCAAAAGGAAGAGAUCCUAUUGCUAACGCCUCUGAUGCAGAUGCCAAUGAAGAAGAGAAAUCAGCUGCGUUUGCAUUGGUCAAUUUGAUGUCAGUAUGA
This is a messenger RNA of Lodderomyces parapsilosis, 2283 nucleotides long. It is a transcript of the gene STB3, whose product is annotated as Stb3p. Gene Ontology annotation, molecular function: sequence-specific DNA binding. Gene Ontology annotation, cellular component: nucleus. The record is from RefSeq and is a predicted model, not a curated record. The transcript has a single exon. Lineage: Eukaryota; Fungi; Ascomycota; Pichiomycetes; Serinales; Debaryomycetaceae. Bases 1 to 2283 code for a protein of 760 amino acids. Gene Ontology annotation, biological process: positive regulation of transcription from RNA polymerase II promoter by glucose.